Puccinia triticina is the source of this 1506-nucleotide messenger RNA. RefSeq lists its product as uncharacterized. Gene Ontology annotation, cellular component: extrinsic component of mitochondrial inner membrane. Bases 1 to 1506 code for a protein of 501 amino acids. The transcript has 3 exons. The record is from RefSeq and is a predicted model, not a curated record. NCBI's taxonomy places the organism in Eukaryota, Fungi, Basidiomycota, Pucciniomycetes, Pucciniales, Pucciniaceae.
AUGUCUUUCCUGCAAAGCUCAACAAGGACGCACCAUCGCUGGUUGACACGACAGAUAUCAUCCUACCAUCCCCACCAGCCAAGCUCGUCUCGAUCGAUCUUCGGCCUCGGAUGGCCGCUGGGCAAGAAGAAGCCCCCGACGGGCGAGGCUAUGGCAGGCCGCAAGAAUGCGCCAUCCCCCCCGACACGGCUUCUCGAAUCAGACAACCUCUUCCACCCGCUGACGAGCUCGCCGAUCGCAGCGAUGCGGGAGAAGGCGGCGCGGAUCCGGGCGAUCGCACGCUGUCCGGUCUAUCCCGACCAGUUGGUGGGCUACGACUGUCCCGAAUGUGGAUACCCCACCCAUUCUUCUCGAGAGGCCUGGGAGAGCGACGGCGAGAAGGCGAAGUAUUGGCCAAGACUCAGAGAGGCUAACGAGGACGAACACGACCUCAGGUCUCAGCGUCCGAUGCUCGAGUUCGACCUCCCCGACUGCCAGCCCUACGAAGAAACUAUCACCCUCGCUAAUUGGGACUUGCUCCUCUACACCCGUGGUUUUCGCUCAAUCGAUGAGGAUCGCUCGAGACGUCAUGUCUCUAAAUUGCUGACCUACCCGAUGACGAUCGGCGCUAUCUUACAUGAAUUUAGCCCUUACUCUACUCGCAAUCAACGACUCACUCUCGAAGGUUAUCGAUCUCUAACAGCAUUACGCCAGUCACUACAUCCACCUCUAGGAACAAACACAGCGCAAGUAUUAGGCCGGACGAUCAACCCAAUCCGGAUAUUUAUCCUAGGAGCGCGCGCGGAGUCAUCGUUACCACCGGCGGUAUGGUCGCAACUACCGUACCUAUUCCCGUCGCCGGACGUGUCAUUCCAGGUGUAUUUUAUCGGGCCGGAGGUGAUUCUUCCGCAGCAACAGAUCACUGGACCGGAGGGCCCGACGGAGAGCCAGGAUGUCUACAAACGAGGCCGGCCGAACAUGUCCUUUGGCGUGCCCGCAUUCAGCGUUCCCGUCUCUCCGACCUUAACGUUGCAUAUGAUCCAGGGUGCGUAUCGGGAAGUGCAUGGGGCCUUGGGCCCGUUCGACCCGUACACGGACGUCUAUUUCGCCUUUUCGCCCGGCUUCGGCUUCCCCACCGUGCCUAUAGUCCCCGGACCAGGAGGAGGGGCAGCAGAGAAGAGGGAGUCGCAAGCAUUACUGGACUGCCAGUCGAUCCAGCUGCAAACUAAUUGGAACCAAGACGUCAAGCUCAUCCUCGAAGAGAAAUGCGCCCUCUUCGGCGCCGGCUUCAGUCCCGCCGACGUCCAGCGCGACGUUGACGCGCUCGAAUCGGUCGAGGAGAUCAAGGACCAGUUCGACUGGCUGCUCAACCCCGGCGAAAACGUGUUUGCUAGUCAGAAAUGGGAGGUCGCCGAAUUCGAUCCCAGGGUUGCUGUCAAAUCAAACUAUGCUAUUUGGGGAAUCCGAGGCAAGCGGUACGAGGUAGACGAAUACGCAAGACGGGAGAAACUCAGACAGAUUGCUUGA